AAACAGAAGGAAAGCAGUGGGGUAGAGUUCCAAGAGAUCUGAGCACUGUUGGACCUGGGUUGAUCUUCAUCAUCUACCCUGAGGCAAUUGCCACACUCCCGCUUUCCUCGGCCUGGGCUGCUGUCUUCUUCCUCAUGCUGCUCACUCUGGGUAUCGACAGUGCUAUGGGCGGCAUGGAGUCUGUGAUCACUGGGCUUGUUGAUGAGUUCCAGCUACUACAUCGGCACCGAGAGCUCUUCACUCUUGGCAUUGUCCUGGCCACCUUCCUGCUGUCUCUCUUCUGCGUCACCAACGGUGGCAUCUAUGUAUUCACACUGCUGGACCAUUUUGCAGCGGGCACGUCCAUUCUCUUUGGUGUGCUCAUUGAAACCAUUGGGGUGGCCUGGUUCUAUGGUGUCCAGCAAUUCAGUGAUGACAUCAAGCAGAUGACAGGCCAGAGGCCCAACCUGUACUGGCGGCUCUGCUGGAAGUUGGUCAGCCCCUGCUUCCUUCUGUAUGUGGUUGUGGUCAGCAUUGUGACCUUCAGACCCCCACACUAUGGAGACUACAUCUUCCCAGACUGGGCCAAUGCACUGGGCUGGAUCAUUGCCACAUCCUCCAUGGCCAUGGUGCCCAUUUAUGCCACCUAUAAGUUCUGCAGCCUGCCAGGGUCCUUCAGAGAGAAACUGGCCUAUGCCAUCACGCCUGAGAAAGACCGCCAGCUAGUGGACAGAGGGGAGGUGCGCCAAUUCACGCUGCGCCAUUGGCUGUUGGUGUAA
This is a messenger RNA of Cricetulus griseus (Chinese hamster), 758 nucleotides long. NCBI's taxonomy places the organism in Eukaryota, Metazoa, Chordata, Mammalia, Rodentia, Cricetidae. The record is from RefSeq and is a predicted model, not a curated record.